GCUUGUCUCCUGCUCUGUUCCGGGGUUCAGAUGAAACUUCAGAGGGCUGUGUGUGUGUGUGUGUGUGUGGGCAGGCCUAGGGGUGGAGUGAGCUUCCUCUCUCACUCCAUAUGUCAGAAGAAAUUUGUCUUGAGUGCUGCACGUUACUCCUUGCAUCACCUGUAUAGGCAGGCAACAAAAGCACACUUUUUUGUGGCACGCGAGUGUGUGAGUGCGAGUCCGGGCUCGGGCGAGCCACCCGUGUCUGGACUGGUUGUGAAGUCUCAGACUUGCUCGUGCUCACUGUUAGAGAAGAAUGUACUUCAAGGCCAGCAUGAAAGGGACAACGUGUGGAGCAAUGAAGGCUUCUAUGUUGUGGUCAUCUUCCUCACGAUCUUCAUCAUCAUUGUCACCUGUUUAAUGGUGCUUUACCGACUCAAGGAGAAGGUCGAGUACUCAGACGGGCCGCUGAAGGGGCUGGGUGCGCCCGUGUCUGUGCAUGCCACCCAGCCACCCCUGACCCUCACCAGCAGCAUGGUGCAGGCCAGCCCCACCCCCAAACCAGCCUGCACCACUGUGACCAGCAUACCCUCCAACACCACCACCACCACCACCAUCAACCAAAACACACCCCACACACACACCAUUACCUCCACCUCUGAGUCUCAGUGGCCCCCGUGCCCCCCAUGUCCCCCUGUAACUGAGCUCAAACCCUGUCUGUCCUCCAGCCCGUCGCCCUUCAAGAUGAAGCCUGCUGCCGGUCUACAAGAGAGACGAGGCUCUAAUGUUUCCUUGGUGCUGGAUAUGAGUGCGCUCGGCUCUGUGGAGCCUCUGAAUUGUGGCGCGAACACUCCUCGUGAGCGGGUGGCUCAGGAGUACCUGCAGUCGGCUGGUCGAGUCCUCACACGCCAGCAGCUCAGAGAUGCCACGCUGAAUACUCAGGCCCUGCAUGCCGAGUUCUCUGAAAUUCCAAUGAACUUCGUUGAUCCAAAGGACCUGGAUAUCCCCAGUCUCGGGACCAAAAACAGAUACAAGACCAUUUUGCCAAAUCCACACUCCAGAGUCCUCCUGAAAAACAAGAAUAGCUGUGAUCCUCUCAGCAGUUACAUAAAUGCCAACUACAUACGAGGUUACCUCAGACAUGAGAAAUCAUACAUAGCCACACAAGGUCCUAUGAUCAACACAGUAAACGACUUCUGGCAGAUGGCCUGGCAGGAGGACUCGCCCGUCAUCGUCAUGAUCACCAAGCUGAAAGAGAAGAACGAGAAAUGUGUUUUGUAUUGGCCUGAAAAACGAGGGAUUUACGGCAAGGUGGAGGUCCUCAUCAACAGUGUCCGGGAAUGUGAGCAUUACACUGUCCGCACGCUCACACUCAAACAAGCAGGCCAAAGUCGUAAAGUCCAGCAUUACUGGUACACAUCAUGGCCGGAUCAUAAAACUCCAGACAGCGCAGGGCCUCUGCUGCAGCUCAUGACUGAUGUUGAGGAAAGCAGAGAGGUUUCCGAGUCUCACGGUCCUGUCAUUGUUCACUGCAGUGCUGGAAUUGGUCGUACAGGCUGUUUCAUUGCCACGACUAUAGGCUGCCAUCAGCUGCGUCUGGAAGGAGUGGUGGAUGUUCUGAACAUCGUGUGCCAGCUGAGAGUAGACAGGAAGUCGUGUUCUGUGCUGCCAAUCCAACGCCAUUAUUUUCCUAGGUGUAUUUUUAAAAUUCAAAAAAGUUUAUCAUUCCUUUUACAUGAAUGCCAUCAGAACUUAUAUUGUUUUCUUGACCUGUGAACCUGUGACUAAGAUAUGCAGUUAUGCAGUGCUGUCUUAGAAAAGUCUUAGACACUCUACAUUUUAUAUACUGUACCUUUUGUCUGAUAUGAUCAUCCACAAUAUAUUUUGUUGCUUUGUUUUUGUUGUUGUUAUUGUUGUUUUCACUUUUUACUCCAUCGCUAAUUUCCAACAUUCCAGAUUUUUACCUACAUGAAUAAGUGAAAUAAGGCAAAAUUUAGGCAACAGAAUUUCAUCUUUCCUUCAAAUGAUACAUUUUAAUCCAUUUCCUUUCUUUACAUUCUGAAUAAGUCAUGUUGUAUCCAAGAGUUUACUCUGAAUUAUUGAAUCACUGAGGCACAGGUGUAUCACAGUCGACUCGGCAGCAUGUCUCUGAACUACACAAGUGUUCAGUUUUGAGAGGCGGAAAGAUACUGUAAUUGCUAUAUAACUAUGAACAUUUAUUACGGUUUUUUUGUAUCGUCCAUUUUUUUAAAUUUGUGAUACAGAGGUUUUAAAAAUUAUAUUUGUGAAUUUCUAAUCGAUGUGUGUAGCAUAGAAAAAUCCGGUCAGUUUCUCAUCAGUGUACAUUGGCUUCCUGUUUGUAGCUAUUUUCCACUAUUUUGUAGUACCCUGUUAAUAACAUUGGGAAAAAUGUAACUGUCCAGCAGACCUGUUACAGUAGAUAUUUCUAGCUAGUAUAAUCUGUACAUAUCAUACUUCUAUUAUUAUUAUUAUUAUGGUAAGAAACAUAAGAAGACAAGCCCAAGCUGCCGAUUUCUUCAUGUCAUGUUCAACCGUCAUGACAGUCCACUUCUUUCACCCUGUAAAGAGAAACGAGACAUUAUUCUAAACUGAAACAUACUGUUAAUGAAAACACAAGACUAUGUAGUGAUUGAAGCCAUAAUAUCUAAUGUUAAGGUACUACGUACUGUACGUUCACACUUGAGUCCUCUUUUAUCUUUAUAGAGAGCCUGUAAUGUGGAGAAAUGUGUUCUUGUGUAUAGAACUGGCAAUGAUUGCCAACUCGGACUGUCCUCUAACUGGUAAUAAUAUACCCAACUCUGUGACUCUGUAUACUUUACAGAUAAUAAACCAAUCAAAAUGUU
Neoarius graeffei (lesser salmon catfish) is the source of this 2843-nucleotide messenger RNA. RefSeq names its product protein tyrosine phosphatase receptor type R (gene ptprr). The record is from RefSeq and is a predicted model, not a curated record. The coding region runs from base 31 to 1755 and encodes 574 amino acids. NCBI's taxonomy places the organism in Eukaryota, Metazoa, Chordata, Actinopteri, Siluriformes, Ariidae. Gene Ontology annotation, biological process: protein dephosphorylation. Gene Ontology annotation, molecular function: protein tyrosine phosphatase activity. The transcript is spliced from 11 exons.